This is a messenger RNA of Mangifera indica (mango), 1171 nucleotides long. Its product is annotated as receptor-like protein kinase At3g21340. The record is from RefSeq and is a predicted model, not a curated record. Bases 212 to 1000 code for a protein of 262 amino acids. The transcript has 5 exons. Gene Ontology annotation, biological process: protein phosphorylation. Lineage: Eukaryota; Viridiplantae; Streptophyta; Magnoliopsida; Sapindales; Anacardiaceae. Gene Ontology annotation, molecular function: ATP binding; protein kinase activity.
UGCAAAAGUUGCACUUGAGUUUGAAGGUCGACUAUUCACAUAUUCGGAGGUCUUGAGGAUCACUGACAACUUCAAGAGGGUUCUUGGCAGAGGAGGAUUUGGAACAGUUUACCAUGGCAGCUUGGAUGACAGUACUCAAGUAGCUGUGAAACUGCUUUCUUCCUCUUCAAGGCAAGGACAUAAAGAGUUUCAGGCAGAGCUCAAACUUCUGAUGAGAGUACAUCACAGAAACCUUACAAACCUUGUCGGGUGCUGCAACGAGGGCGCUCAUUUGGCCAUUUUAUAUGAGUUCAUGGCUAAUGGAAACCUAAAGCAACAUCUUUCAGAUAGAAAAGAAACUAGUUUGAGUUGGGAAGACAGAUUGCGGAUAGCAGUUGGUGCUGCUCGAGGAUUGGAAUACCUACACAAAAGCUGUAAGCCACCCAUAAUCCACAGGGAUAUUAAGUCCACAAACAUCUUAUUAAAUGAAAAAUUUGAAGCCAAAUUAGCUGAUUUUGGCCUAUCCAGAAUUUACCCCUCAGAAGGUGGCACUCAUGUUUCCACAGUAGUUGCUGGAACCCCUGGCUACCUUGACCCUGAGUAUAAUAUAACAAAUCGGUUGAACGAGAAGAGUGAUGUUUAUAGUUUUGGGGUUGUUCUUUUGGAGAUAAUCACGGGCCACCCCGUGAUAACAGAAGUUGAAAAUGAAGAUAAGCACAUUCACAUCAGUCAGCUGGUUACUUCCAUGGCUUCAGAAGGACAUAUUGAAGACAUUGUUGAUCCUUGUUUGUUGGGAGAGUUUGAAGUUGUUUCUGCAAAGAAGGCUGUUGAAGUAGCACUGAAAUGUACAUGUCAUACCUCCUCCAAAAGGCCAAGCAUGAAUGAGGUGGUGGUAGAAUUGAAAGAGUGCCUGGCAAUGGAGUUAGCUCGAAAAACCAACAGCCGUGGCAUUGGCCCUCAUCUUGCAAGAGAAAUAAACAGUAUGAAUUGGGACAGCGAGUCUUCUCUCCAACCAAGAUAGGGCGCUUAAGAAAAUGCAGUACUAUGACAAACAAUAGCAAAUCUUUGUUCCUUCUUUCCUAAAUGAUAUUCUGAAAUUGUCAAAAUUAAAGUCAGAGAUAGAAAUAAAAUUGUGGACAAUUGGGCUGACAGACUAAUGUGUGUUUUACUGAUAACCAGAGACCGCAAUGUG